CGGGCUGGACUCCGGGCAGCGGCACAUCGAGCUGGACUCCGGGCAGCGGCACAUCGAGCUGGACUCCGGGCAGCGGCACAUCGAGCUGGACUCUGGGCAGAGGCACAUCGAGCUGGACUCCGGGCAGAGGCACAUCGGGCUGGACACCGGAUCACCAGGUGGAGCAGCAGGCACCGGGCCACCAGGCGGAGCAGCGGGCCACCAGGCAGAGCAACGGGCACCGGGCCCCCAGGCGGAGCAACGGGCAUCGGGCCCCCAGGCGGGGCGACGGGCAUCGGGCCCCCAGGCAUGACAGCGGGCACUGGGUCACCAGGCAUCAGCGGGCAUUGGGUCACCAGGUAUGACAGUGGGCACUGGGUCACCAGGCAUAAGGUCAUUUCGCUCGCCAGCGGGCACCGCGUCAUCUGGCAAGGCAGUGGGCACCGAGUCAACUGGCAUGACUGCGGGCACUGG
Staurois parvus is the source of this 453-nucleotide messenger RNA. Lineage: Eukaryota; Metazoa; Chordata; Amphibia; Anura; Ranidae. The record is from the annotation of a GenBank genome assembly.